AUGCCGGAGCUGGGAAAGCACUGGUUGGCUAAGGAUCCGCCCUCGUUGUCGUGUGAAAACGUGUCGAAACGACGACCGAAGGAGAGCUAUCGAUGCCAGUGCGGGCUGACUUACAAGUACACUGGCAGUCUGCGAAGUCAUCAGUCGACCUAUUGCGGCCAAUACAGGAAACGACACGUGUGCCAUCAGUGCGGCAUGCAUACGUUGUCCAUAUUGCAGCUGCCGUACGCGAUGUCCGUGGAUUUUAAACCGUACGCUUCCGCCACGAGCCAGUCCCAGCAUCAAGGGGAUGGAAAAUGUUCAAGGAAGGACGGUGGCGCGACGAACGUUUGUUUCGGUUGCGGGAAAAGGUACAAAUGGCGGGACAGCCUGCUGAGGCACCAGAGGGUCGAGUGCGGCAACAAGGAAAAGAAAUUCUGUUGCGCACUCUGCCCGAAAAAGUUCUACCAUCAGUACAAAUUGAACGAGCACUACCAGGGCCGUCAUAAGUUACCUAAAAUCCGUUGA
Messenger RNA from Dufourea novaeangliae, 507 nucleotides. RefSeq names its product zinc finger protein 79-like. The record is from RefSeq and is a predicted model, not a curated record. The transcript is spliced from 3 exons. Bases 1 to 507 code for a protein of 168 amino acids. NCBI's taxonomy places the organism in Eukaryota, Metazoa, Arthropoda, Insecta, Hymenoptera, Halictidae.